GCAAAAGCAAGUCUAAUUGGAAGACUGGGUUCUUGGGAACUCAAUAAGAAUUACUUAAGAAUUAUAACAUAUGACCUUUUAGGAAGGACUGCCAGAAAUGAAGGAGAAAAGCUAACUUUUCCCUGAACAGAGAUUUUUCUUAUCGCUUCUGUAGAGACAAACUUGCGUAAACUUGAAGCAUGCAUUAAUGUAGAAGAAAGUGGUCUGUCCCAAUGCACCCAGCAUCAACAAAGGAUCUCAAGUAGGGACGACGGGAGAUGGAGAAAAAACAGACAUUUUCAAGUAAAGCUGCGGCCAGGUGACACACUGCACUCUGAUGGAGGAAGUUCAACUAUAGGGGCAUUGUGCCUGACGAGAUGCUGCUCUCCAUAGGGAUGCUCAUGCUGUCGGCCACACAGGUCUACACCAUCUUGACGGUCCAGCUCUUUGCCUUCUUAAACCUGUUGCCAGUAGAGGCGGACAUUUUAGCAUAUAAUUUGGAAAAUGCAUCUCAGACAUUUGAUGAUCUUCCAGCAAGAUUUGGUUAUAGACUUCCAGCUGAAGGCUUAAAGGGUUUUCUGAUUAACUCAAAACCAGAGAAUGCUUGCGAACCCAUAGCACCUCCACCACUAAAAGACAAUUCAUCUGGCGCUUUCAUCGUGUUAAUUAGAAGACUUGAUUGUAAUUUUGAUAUAAAGGUAUUAAAUGCACAGAGAGCAGGAUACAAAGCAGCCAUCGUGCACAAUGUCGAUUCCGACGACCUCAUUAGCAUGGGAUCCAACGACAUUGAUGUGCUAAAGAAAAUUGACAUUCCAUCUGUAUUUAUUGGUGAAUCAUCAGCCAAUUCCCUGAAAGAUGAAUUCACAUAUGAAAAAGGGGGCCACAUUAUCCUGGUUCCAGAAUUUAGCCUUCCUUUGGAAUACUAUUUAAUCCCCUUCCUCAUCAUCGUGGGCAUCUGCCUCAUCUUGAUCGUCAUUUUCAUGAUCACAAAAUUUGUCCAGGACAGACAUAGAGCUAGAAGAAAUAGACUUCGUAAAGAUCAACUUAAGAAACUCCCUGUACAUAAAUUCAGGAAAGGAGAUGAGUACGAUGUGUGCGCCAUUUGUCUGGAUGACUACGAAGAUGGGGACAAGCUCAGAGUCCUGCCCUGUUCCCACGCUUACCAUUGCAAAUGCGUAGACCCUUGGCUGACCAAAACCAAAAAAACCUGUCCAGUCUGCAAGCAGAAAGUCGUUCCUUCUCAAGGAGAUUCAGACUCUGACACGGACAGCAGCCAAGAAAACGAGGUGUCAGAACACACCCCUUUGCUGAGACCUUUGGCUUCUGUCAGUGCCCAGUCCUUUGGGGCUUUGUCGGAAUCCCACUCCCACCAGAACCUGACGGAAUCUUCAGACUAUGAGGAAGAGGACAACGAAGACACCGACAGCAGUGACGCAGACCAAGAGGCCACCGAGCACAGCGUGGUGGUACAGCUGCAGGCCAGCAGUGAGCGGGACCACAGCCUGGCCAACACGGUCUGACCGUUUCCCUUGGAAGUGUUUACCUAGGUAUGUGAUUUGAUUUUGCUCCCUUUAGAGGUCUCUGUAGAGUCAACUUAUUUCUAGCAUCCUGCUUUCAGCCACGAUGAAACCGGCUUUGGCUCGGUACUUAGCUGCAGGCGCGGGCGUCAUCUCACUAGUAACAGACUGCUGUCACUCAGGCAUCACACGAGCUCUUCGGGGAUGGAACUUAGCCAGAACAUUUUAAAAACCUCCAUAUAGCUUGCAGUUAAGACAGACCACAGUACGGGAAUGCCUUGUGCUUUGCACACGCAGUCAGUCCUGCGACAGCCAGCUUGAGCUAGCCUGCUCUCACCUUGAGCUGUGCUGCUCCCCAGAUUGCCAUCCUUGGGGAGAGGCAACAAGUGACUUAGUGUUUUUCCUCCCGUCAGCACCAGACUUGAAGCUGUUUCUUUCCUGUUUCCAAAUAGUCUGAUCCUGAUAGGAAAGUCUACGACUAGUGCAGAUUUUAAGUUUUUUUUUUUUUUUUUUUUUUUUUAAUGUUUUAAUACUAUAGUGUUAUGUAUGAAUUUGAAUCAACAGUUAAGGUGACGCCUUGGGACUUUACUUGCUGAACUUCAGUAUCCAUAAGGGUUCUGUGUUGUGAUCAAAGCGAAAGGAAAACGCUGCAUAAAAAUACCAAACUUCAGCAACUAUUAACUCAAAUCAUAUACCUCUUAAUAAAGAGCAUCUUAUGCUAACUAGUCCUGCGAAACUAUGUACAGAGAUUGUUCAAGUACUGAAUUUGAAAAUAAGUGCUUAUGUUUAACAGAACUAAUGUACUAAACAUUGUAUUAUGAAAAGGUAGAUUAUAUUAUACAUCACUGUAACUACUGUAGAAAAUAUAGACUUCUGUAUGAUCAAAAUGCUAAGAGUUUUUAUAUGGCCUUGAGCGGAAUUUGAAUGUUAAUAAACGUUUUCCACUUUAA
Sciurus carolinensis (gray squirrel) is the source of this 2446-nucleotide messenger RNA. It is a transcript of the gene Rnf13, whose product is annotated as ring finger protein 13. Gene Ontology annotation, cellular component: cytoplasm; nucleoplasm. NCBI's taxonomy places the organism in Eukaryota, Metazoa, Chordata, Mammalia, Rodentia, Sciuridae. The record is from RefSeq and is a predicted model, not a curated record. Gene Ontology annotation, molecular function: ubiquitin protein ligase activity; zinc ion binding. The transcript is spliced from 10 exons. Gene Ontology annotation, biological process: positive regulation of DNA-templated transcription; ubiquitin-dependent protein catabolic process; protein ubiquitination. The coding region runs from base 357 to 1499 and encodes 380 amino acids.